UCUCUAUUGACAGACAAGAGAGAAGAGGAAGAUCACUGGAGGAGAAGAGAAAGACAGAAGGCUGUUAGAAAGCUAAGAUAGAGGAAGAAAAAGAGAGAUAUGAUGGAUCCGUUACCUAUGGAUUCAGGAACAGUGGACGAGCUGGUGGACUUCUGCAUACAAUCCUUUGACAGUGAAGGCACAAUAAAAGAUGCAUCCUUUGUGAAAAUGUUUCUGAUGAUGCAUCCUUGGUACAUAUCCUCCACUGAUCUGUCCAAGAAACUGCUGCUAAAGUCACAGGAAAGCAGCACUGAUGAGAUCAGAGCCCAAAUAUGCCACCUCGUAAAGUUCUGGAUUUCCGAAUAUCCGGUAGAGUUUGAUCUGAAUCCUGCUUUGGCUGACCAGAUUAAAGACCUGAGAGAGAACUUGAACACUGGCGGCAAUGAAACACAGAGUCAACUUAUUGAUGUAGAGAGUUUUCAGGAUUACCACAGCUUUGUGAUGCACGGCUGUACGGUAGAUAACCCCAUCCUGGAGAGGUUUAUUACGCUCUUUAACAGCGUCUCGCAGUGGAUUCAGCUGAUGGUUCUGAGUAAACCCACCGCACCGCAGAGAGCUGCUGUGAUCGCACACUUCAUACGGGUCGCACAGAAACUACUGCAGCUGCAGAAUUUCAACACGCUGAUGGCGGUGGUCGGGGGUCUCAAUAACAGCUCCAUCUCUAGGCUGAAGGAGACACAGGCACACAUCAGCAACGAAACUAAUAAGAUAUUUAACAGCUUGUUGGACCUGCUGACGUCUUGUGGAAACUACAGUCAGUACCGGCGCCGAUUCGCUGAGUGCACCGGUUUCCGAUUCCCAAUCCUGGCUGUUAACCUCAAGGACUUGAUAGCUGUUCAUGUCGCUCUUGCGGACUGGACAGACCCACAGAAGACCCGCGUCAACUUGACUAAAACUCAGCAACUCUAUGCCAUCCUGCAGGAAUUGGCUCUCGUGCAGAGCAAUCCUCCUAACAUCGAGGCCAACACAGACUUACUCAAUCUACUUACAGUUUCACUGGAUCAGUACCACACAGAAGAGGAGAUUUAUCAGCUCUCAUUACAGAGGGAACCCAGAGCUGCAAAACCAGCGAACUCAACCCCUUCCUCCAGUCCAGCUCCUAAACAACUCUCAAUGAUUGACGAGUGGGCAGCGUCAGUCAAGCCUAAAGCUGAUCCUGCUAUCAUCAGCAAACAUAUCGAGAAGAUGGUGGAUUCUGUGUUCAAGAAUUUCGACACAAACGGCGACGGGUUCAUCUCACGCGAAGAGUUCGAGUGUAUCAGGAAUAACUUCCCUUAUCUCAGCAAGUUUGGAGAACUUGAUAAAAAUCAGGAUGGAAAGAUCAGCCGGGAGGAGAUGAUAGAUUACUUUAUGAAGGCCAGCUCUUUGCUCAACUGUAAGAUGGGCUUCAUACACACCUUUAUUGAGACCACAUACGUGAAACCCACCUUCUGUGAACACUGCACCGGCUUUAUAUGGGGAUUUUAUAAACAAGGAUACAAAUGCAAAGUCUGUGGUGUGAACUGUCAUAAAGCAUGUCAUGGACGCCUGACGGUCGAAUGCCGUAAAAGAACGAAGAGUAUCAGUCAUGAGACACCACCGUCACUGCAGUCCAGAUCCUACAGCUUUCCUCUGCCCAGCAAUGCCCCGUCAAACCUGCAGAACACAGUCAUCACAGAAGAGGAUGUUGAGGCAGCUGAGCAGGGUGUAUUUGACUGUCACCUCUAAACUGAUUUUUGUCUGACUUCACAAAUGGUCAGCAUGUCAACAAGGAGUCCUAUAUUGGAUCAAAUUUCUGAAGUUGAAGUCAAAUUUCGUUGAAGGAAAAAAGAUCUAGUUAGAAUGGAGUGGUGGGAUGGACUGUGUUCGCUCACUAUUAUCCUGAUUCACACGGUGAGACAUGGACACGCUGCUAUCUGCUGGACUGUAGCUGCAACUGCUGAACAGAUCAUCCACCUGUUCCCUGAGAAGUCUGAAUGUAAUCUCACACAUAUCUCAAAAUCUCAAGCGUAUUUUUAGGAUUUAUCAUUAUUGUGUAUAUUCUUUCCAGGUUGCUUGAAAUACCUUGUGAUUUUACUUUUUUAAAUAAAAAAUGAAAGAGAAGGAGGAAUUUUCAGUGACUGUGUUCUGAGGUACAGACAUUUUUCAAGUACUUUUGCAGUAGUAAUACGAUUUUUUAUUAUUUUUUUGUGAAUGCAACUAAAUUAGAGCUUAAUGUCACCAAAUCAGUUGUGGUUGAAUUUCAGUGUAAACUCACGGUGGCAUAGACAGGUGUGUGUUUGCGUCUGAAAUAUUAUGCAAUCAACUGCAAUGUUCUUUAAACCUUUGCAUUUAUUGAAUCAAA
Messenger RNA from Sinocyclocheilus grahami, 2362 nucleotides. RefSeq names its product RAS guanyl-releasing protein 2-like. The coding region runs from base 100 to 1746 and encodes 548 amino acids. Gene Ontology annotation, biological process: Ras protein signal transduction. The transcript has 15 exons. NCBI's taxonomy places the organism in Eukaryota, Metazoa, Chordata, Actinopteri, Cypriniformes, Cyprinidae. Gene Ontology annotation, molecular function: guanyl-nucleotide exchange factor activity; calcium ion binding. The record is from RefSeq and is a predicted model, not a curated record. Gene Ontology annotation, cellular component: plasma membrane.